UGCGCUCUGAGGUUUUCUGGCUAGUGCUGCCGAUUCUCCUAUUCAUAUGUAAAUUACAUCCUAUAAAUACCUACUACAGCUACCCACUGCCAACAGCGCAUCUCGUUAAGGUUUCACAAUAAACACAAGACUGUUUGCCUUUAGUGUAGCUAUAGAUUUUCUAAGUUUGUAUCCGCCUGCCAGCUGCCCCUCUCAAGGACCGAACGUAACAGUGGAUUACAAAUAGCGCUCUUUCCAUUGCUUGGGUUGAAACCAACAUGGCCCCGUCGUCUCGACCUAGCAAAAAUGGAUCUAUCACAGAUGAGGAGGAAUACUACGGCGUUAAAGGAGACCGAAAGACAAGAAAACCAUUGGUGGAGAAAAAGAGACGAGCCCGUAUCAAUGAAAGUUUACAAGAGCUCCGGACGCUCCUUGCCGACUCAGACUUCCAGUCAAAGAUGGAGAACGCUGAAGUGCUUGAAUUGACCGUGAAACGAGUCGAACAUGUUCUCCGAAACCGAUCUCAAGAAGCUGACAGCAUGAACCGAGAAGCGAGUGAGAGGUUUGCGGCCGGCUACAUUCAGUGUAUGCAUGAGGUACACAUGUUCGUGUCUAACUGCCCAGGGAUAGACGCUACGGUGGCCGCAGAACUUCUCAAUCACCUCCUGGAAUGCAUGCCUCUGAACGAAGAUCAUUUCCAAGACAUGCUUGUGGAUUUACUGUCGGACACUUCCAGCAACAGCAGCACUUGGCCAAAUAGCGAAGGGAUUUGCGCUGCCCUGGCUUCACCUGGGGGCAGGAGUAUAUCGAGUGUCUCCUCAGCCUACUCUCCAGCUCCCUCCACUACAUCCACUGAGGACCUCUGCUCUGAUCUGGACGAGACAGACAGUGAACAUAACCACACUUCUCCUGAUGUCAUGGAUAACCAAGAGGUCCAAAACAUGCCAAUAACCACCUAUUCCAAGUCCAUGUGGAGACCAUGGUAGAAUUGUAAUCCUGGCCAUCCCCUUGAGAAUUAUUAAGAUUACUGUGAAUCUACCUGAAGCUAGGCCUUCUACUGUGGUUUAGAUGUAGUCCCAGAUUAGUGUAAAUUGUACCUCUUGACAUUAAAGAGGUGAUGUUGAACACAAGAUGGCUACCGGACUAUUCCUGUCUGGACCGUCUGUCAGUGGUGCCCACUUGAUUGCCCAAGUGAUUGUGGACACAUUGUAAAUAUAGAGGGGAAAUUAGAAUGAUAAAGCUCUUUGACAUUUAUGGUAAUGCCUUAAUUUCAUCUGUUUUCACUGAACAAUAUAUGAAUUUGCUCAUUUUAAAUGUAAAAGUAUAUGUAUAGACUGCUGUUUUGUAGAUGUACCUACUUUUUUUUUCUUCAUAGACCUUGAAGGAAUAUGCCAUAGAGGGGUUCUCAGAAAGAUAGGAAAGUAUUUCUACCUUCAGUGAAGGGAGGGGUAAAUUAAAUGUAAAAUGCUUAGAUGAAAACUAUUCAUUCUUGGUAGCAGGGUUGUAUGGGGGUGGGGGGCUGUGAAACAUCUGGACAUCUUAACUGUGUAUAUUGUGGCUUAUUUGAAUAAAAUAAUUAAAUUCAAAGUUCAUUUGUUUGAAUCAUGUAGAUAAUCAUGAUUGUUACUUGUCUCAUGUAUAACUGUUUCCUGUUUGUAUGCUAUUGCUGUACUUCCACUGCAUGUAUUUUGGCAUCACCCCUGCUCACCCGUGUAACGUAACUAGAACUUCUCUCAUUGUCUUGUAUUAAAUCUAUUAAAUAUGUAAUUAUUUCCCCUAAA
Molecule: messenger RNA, 1760 nt
Organism: Anguilla rostrata (American eel)
Lineage: Eukaryota; Metazoa; Chordata; Actinopteri; Anguilliformes; Anguillidae
Gene: her13
Product: hairy-related 13
Exons: 4
Coding region: 258-965 (235 amino acids)
Biological process (GO): anterior/posterior pattern specification; regulation of transcription by RNA polymerase II; regulation of neurogenesis
Cellular component (GO): nucleus
Molecular function (GO): DNA-binding transcription factor activity, RNA polymerase II-specific; protein dimerization activity; RNA polymerase II cis-regulatory region sequence-specific DNA binding
Source: RefSeq, a predicted model, not a curated record